AUGCGGACCUCCCUCCUGUCGCUCCCCGACGAGCUCCUCGACCUCGUCGUCGACCAAGCGCUCGGCGAGUACGCGCCGAGGCUGUACAAGGAGCGUCAAGAUACCUGUCGGGCCCUGUCGCUCGUCAACAAGCGCGUCGGCGCCAUCGCCCAGCCCAAGCUCGUCGAGGUCGUGCACGCCGUUGUGUACACGCCGCUCGGCUUCCGGGCCCAGCUCAAGCCUGAGCAGGUCCCUCGGCGCAACUGCGUGCGGACGCUGUGGCUCGACGGCGUCGGCCUGAACGGUUCAGUCAAUGGCUUCCUGUCGUUCGCCGCCGUUCGCGACCUGCGGCUCACGGUCUUUCGGGAAGUCCGCCUCGAGGACUUCGGCCUACUACCAGAAAUCCGCACGCUCGUCCUCGCGCAGGGCCACUUCUCGAGCAACAAGCCCUUGGUCGCGCCCAAGCUCGAGCGGCUCGUCCUGUACCAAUGCAGCCAUUCGAGACCCCCGCGCCAGAACGAGGGCUUCACUGCCGCAGGCUGCCCCUCGCUCCGGCACCUGUACCUCGACGUGUCGCACGACGGGCGACCCUGGCCAUGCUCGCAAGACCUACUCGACCAGGUCGACACCCUCGGCUCGCCCCUCACGGAUGCACUUCGUGUGAGGAGGUCGAGCCACAGCGCCCUCAUCGUCUCGGGCAGCGUGGCGCUCGACAAGGUGCUCUUCGAUCUCGACUUCAUGGACGGCGUCCCGGACCAGCCCGCAUCCCGAGUCCGGCAUCUUCGCGUGCAUGCCGACUCGGACACAUGGCCGUCGGACUGGGCCAGGCUCGCCGACAACCUCGUCCACCGUUUCCCCUCGCUCAAGGCCCUGUACCUCCCCCUCGCCGUCGACGCCUCGCGCGUCAUGCUCGGCCGCCCCGUCCUCGAGGCCGUGCGCAAGCUCGUCGCCAACUGCGAGCGUGCUCGCGUCGUCGUCGUCUACGAGCAUGCGCUCAGCGCAGACGGGCCGGCCGAGGACCGCGCGGCGCCGCACUUCGAGGCGCGCUCCCGGCGCGUCAAGGCCGAGCGAGCGGCGGCGGCGGCGCGACGACGACGAGCGCGACGUCGAGCGGCGCGAGGGCUGUGCGCUGACGGCGGCAUCGUGCGGCAGGACGACGCGAGGGCGGGGCGGGCGUCGUGA
Molecule: messenger RNA, 1161 nt
Organism: Rhodotorula graminis WP1
Lineage: Eukaryota; Fungi; Basidiomycota; Microbotryomycetes; Sporidiobolales; Sporidiobolaceae
Exons: 2
Coding region: 1-1161 (386 amino acids)
Source: RefSeq, a predicted model, not a curated record